Molecule: messenger RNA, 1674 nt
Organism: Ipomoea nil (Japanese morning glory)
Lineage: Eukaryota; Viridiplantae; Streptophyta; Magnoliopsida; Solanales; Convolvulaceae
Product: ribosome-recycling factor
Exons: 9
Coding region: 346-1200 (284 amino acids)
Biological process (GO): translation
Cellular component (GO): mitochondrion
Molecular function (GO): ribosomal large subunit binding
Source: RefSeq, a predicted model, not a curated record
GCCGAGACCAAGGCGCAGCGUCAAUCGACGACUACUAUCGCCGCCACGCCUGCCGUCUUCCGCUGCCAGCAACCAGCGCGACUACUGCUGCCGCCGCGCCUGCCGUCCUCCGCCGACGAAAACUAGCGCGACUACUGCCGUUGCCUCCAACCGCCCAAGCACCGGCGACUACCACCUCCGCCAGAGCUACGACUAACCCGGGGCGGAGAUCGAAGGCGGAUAUCGGCCAAAAACAGGAUCUGUUUGGAAACUCGAAAAAGAAAAAGAAAAAAGAAGAGGGUUUUGCAAAACCCUAGAAAACCAGUUCGUGACGAGGAAGACGACUGUGAAUUGAGAGUUUCGACAAUGGCGAUGUCUAUGAGACGUGCACUAUUGUGCUACCGCAACCUCGCCGUGAUCCUCCGUACCACGACAUCUCAGACUCGCCAUCUCUCUUCUUUAGUUGGCGGCUCUUCAGCUAGUCUCCUCCGCCGCUCUGCCACUUCCGACGCGGGCCCUUACUUUCUGGCAAUGAAUUAUCUACUCGAAAGUCGCAGAGGCUUCGCCAAAGGAAGAAAGAACAUAAAGGAAGAGGUAGACAGUGAUGAAGAUAAUGAGAGCACAACAGAGUCUGUGAAUGUUGGCCCUUCAAUUAAGGCUGCCUCCAUCUCACAAAUGGAGGCAGCAACAGAAUCGCUGUCUCGAGAAUUGGCAAAAUUACGAACGGGACGAGCAUCGGCAGGAAUGCUUGACCAUAUUAUUGUUGAAAGUGGUGGUGUAAAAACACCUCUUUGCAGGAUGGCUGUUGUUUCAGUCUUAGAUUCAAAAACACUGUCUGUUACUCCUUAUGAUCCAGAUACCUUGAAAGAAUUGGAGAAGGCUAUCGUUUCAUCACCAUUGGGAUUAAAUCCAAAGGUGGAUAAUGAGAGGUUAAUUGCACCUAUACCUCCGCUAACAAAGGAACAUAUGCAGGCUGUGUGCAAGGUGGUAGCUAAAUCAUCCGAAGAUGUUAAACAAAGUAUAAGAAGAGCCCGCCAGAAGGCACUGGACACUUUAAAGAAAUAUACACCAAAAAAGAAGGACAAAGACAAGACAGGUUCAACUUUAUCUGUAGAUGACGCAAAAAGAUUGGAAAAGGAAAUCGACGACUUGACUAAGAAGUAUAUAAAGUCUGCUGAAGAUAUGUGUAAAUCAAAGGAAAAGGAAAUAACAAGUGGUUGAAUCUUAAAAAGUUUUGAGUUGAAAGCAAUUGCACAAGGAGUCUAUUUUCUGAGGAUGUUAGAGUACUUGGAGCUUUGGGAAAAAAUUCUCGAAAUUAUUGUUUCUAUACUGGAGUAUAUGCUGGAAACUAUUUUGUUAUCAGGACUUGAUGUCUUGAGCUUACUACAUUGGAGUUAUGCUGAAAAGAACUCAAUUAUAUGUUGUAUGGGGGAGCAAGUGGCCUACUUCUCCAUUUAAUUUAGUUUGUUAGAAAUUAAAUUAGUUUGUUAGAAAUUAAAUUAGUUUGUUAGAAAUUAAAGCAAUACAUGGUUCAUGCUUAGCAUUAGCAUUAUGUAGGAUGGAUGCAGUAUUUUAUGGGAAUAAUGGGAGCAAUGGCUUCAUAGACCUAAAUUUUAGCUUUGUUAUUUCACUAUAAAUAGGAUGUAAUCAUGCAUUUCAAAUGUCAAGCAAGUGCAAUAACUAUUCGAAUUUUUA